AUGAGGGAUAGUUUGCUAUUUUUGAGGAAAAUUACUGAUUCACAAUUUAUUCAUAUUGUGACUGAAGAAGGUAAUUUAGAAAUGCUUGAUGAAUUGGGUUUAAAAAUGAAAGAAAACAAAAAUGUGGAAGAAUUAACGGAUAUAAUUCUAUCAAAUAUUAAUCAAUGGGGAAAAGGAAUUUAUGAAGUUAACAAGAAGCUCGUUUCGGAUAAUAAGGAAGUUAUAAAGCCAGUAGUUAAUGAUGAAAUCAAAGAAAUAAAGGAGGUUGAAAAAUUGGAGCCAAUUUUUACCACAAAUCCAGCUGAACUAAAAGGAGAGAUUAUUAAUGUUCGCAUAAAGAAUGAAAAGCCCCUAGACAUUCCAUUCGGCAUUACUUUGACUGGUAUGAAUGGAACUCGUAUACAGAAUGAAUUUAUUCAAAUAAAAAGAGUUUUUGGAAGGCCUGAAUAUCUCAAGCGAGUCCUGCCUGGGGAUAUUAUUGUUUAUAUAAAUGAGGAGUGUAUUCUUGGUGCAAGGAGUGGCGAUGUUUGUAAAAUUUUGUGUUCUUUUUCUGUUGGUGACAUUGUGAAUUUUCAACUUUGUCGUGGUUAUGCAUUCCAAAAGACUCGAAUUCAAAUAAUUCGUGGUAAGGAUUAUAGCGGUUAUUUUUCGUUCAUCACUGGGGGUAGUCCAGCUUGGUGUUAUUUGUUGGUUGAUAAGGAUAAGAGAGAAGCUUUGCUUAAGAAACGGAAGACGGGCAAUGUUGAUAUUAACCAAGUCAAAGAAUAUGGGGAAGUUUUAUAUUCAGGAUUGGGUAAAGACCCUCCAAAAGACAUUAAAAACAGAAUGGUUGAGGAAUAUGGGAUUAGCCCUGAUUAUAAGAUUAACCAUUUACCAACCUAAAAAACUUUUGUCUAGCCUUAUAAUAAAAAUCAAGAUAUCAUUUAUGUACUAU
This is a messenger RNA of Meloidogyne enterolobii, 934 nucleotides long. The record is from the annotation of a GenBank genome assembly. Lineage: Eukaryota; Metazoa; Nematoda; Chromadorea; Rhabditida; Meloidogynidae.